Molecule: messenger RNA, 1314 nt
Organism: Macrosiphum euphorbiae (potato aphid)
Lineage: Eukaryota; Metazoa; Arthropoda; Insecta; Hemiptera; Aphididae
Source: the annotation of a GenBank genome assembly
AUGCUUUAUCACAUCACAGUAUUUAGUCGGUUGUCCACCAUUAUACCCAAGGGUUGCGUGUUUUUAAUUAAAAUGGAUUGUGGAAGUUCAAGUAGUUCAUCGGGUUGGGAAGAGGAGUUGGAAGCUGUAGCUGCUUUUGUAGUUCUUGAUGAAGAAGAAAAUAAAACAAAAACAAGAGAAUGGGUCCAUGCAAUUAAUAAAAAAAGAGAAACUUUGGGUGAGUUUCAUAGACUUGUUCCGGAAUUAAAAAAAGAUACGAAACGAUAUCAUAUGUAUUUCCGGAUGACGAUGGAAGAGUUUGAUUUUUUACAUGAACUCAUUAAACCAGACAUAUAUAAACAAAAUACUCAAUUUAGAAGAGCCGUCAGCACAGAAGAAAGAUUAGCUGUUUGCUUAAGAUUUUUAGCAACAGGAAAUAGUUUUAGAAGUAUUGGAUUCAACUACAGAUUGGGAUUCAGUACGGUUCGAGAAAUUGUAAAAGAAGUCUGUGAUGCAAUAUGGAAUAGAUUGGGACCAAUCGUAAUGCCACCACCCACAGAAGAAAUGUGGAAAAAUGUUGCAGCAAAAUACAAAAAAAUGUGGCAUUUCCUAAAUUGCAUCGGUGCUAUUGAUGGCAAGCAUAUUAAUAUCCAAUGCCCCAUUAAUGCCGGAUCUACUUAUUAUAACUAUAAAGGUAGUCAUUCAGUUGUACUUUUAGCACUUGUUGAUGCAGACUAUAAGUUUAUUGCAAUUGAUGUCGGCUCAUAUGGACGGAAUAGUGAUGGUGGAAUUUUUUCUCAGUCAGUAAUUGGUCAAAAGUUGAAUAAUAAGACACUCAAUGUUCCAGAGCCAGCCCCUUUAACAGAAAACGGAGAUCCUCAGCCUUAUGUCAUUGUUGGAGACGAAGCAUUUCCAUUAAAGAGUUAUUUGCUUCGCCCAUACAGUAGAAACUAUUUAGGGGAUAAUGAGCCCAAUAAAAUAUUCAACUACCGAUUGUCACGAGCAAGACGCGUUGUCGAGAACGCUUUUGGAAUAUUGGCCGCUCGUUGGAGGUGUUUCCGUGGGCACUUAGAAGUACAACCAGAAUUUGUAGAUAAAAUUGUGCUUGCAUCGUGCUGUCUGCAUAACAUGUUAUGCGCAGACAAUGCGUUUGAACCCGAUAAUGAAUCAUUACAACUUCCAGAAGCAGCUUUAUUGAAUUUAGAUCCUCUAAGAAGAAAUAGCACUCGUGAAGCGUUUCAAGUACGAGAAAAAUUUAGAGAUUAUUUUAAUUCAGAUGCUGGUAGUGUUGUUUGGCAGGUGGAACGUGUUCGAAAAGGAAGAAUUCAUUCUUAA